AUGAGGGAUGAAAUUCAUGUAAUGGAGGAGUUGGCGAAAAUGGAGCCAACACCAUGCUAUUGUAGGAGAAUGGGGAAAAUGCGAACUUCUUGGACUACUACAAACCCAGGAAGAAGGUUUAUUGGGUGUGAGAGAUAUGGGGUAAUUUCUAUUUUUAUAUCAUUUGUUAGUUUGGUGAUUGGCUUGCUGCUACUACUUGGCUCCCUAAUGAUACUGCUCGGCUUGCUGCUACUGAUUGGCACCCUACAGCUACUUGACUCCCUCCUGGCACUGCUUCGCUUGUUGCUACUAAUUGGCUCCCUGUUGGUACUGCUUGACUUGCUGCUACUGAUUGGCUCCCUGCAACUGCUUGACUUUCUCCAGAUUGGCUUCCUUCAGCUUGUAGUCAUUCUCCUUCUGUCAAUGCAGUAG
Molecule: messenger RNA, 411 nt
Organism: Ilex paraguariensis (yerba mate)
Lineage: Eukaryota; Viridiplantae; Streptophyta; Magnoliopsida; Aquifoliales; Aquifoliaceae
Source: the annotation of a GenBank genome assembly